AUGAAGAUCAAGGCGCUCACACGCCCGUCAGCUUCGUAUCAAACACCUGGCAGCGAUGUCACUCGCGCAACAAGAAAUCUCGACCCAGCGGCGCAUCCUUUCGAGCGGGCGAGAGAGUACACCCGAGCGCUCAAUGCUACCAAGUUGGAGCGCAUGUUCGCCGCUCCAUUCGUUGCACAGCUAGGGCGAGGCCAUGUCGACGGAGUAUACGUCCUUGCGAAGGACCCGAACUCGCUUGAUCGAUUUGCAAGUGGCAGCGGCGAUGGAGUGGUGAAGGUGUGGGACUUGCCGAGUCGCGACGAGGUAUGGCAGACGCAGGCGCAUGAGAAUCUCGUGAAGGGCAUUUGCUGGACGCAGGACAAGAAGCUGCUUUCUUGCGGCAGUGAUCGAACGGUCAAACUCUACGACCCCUACAAUACCACCUCUGGGAGCGCACCAACCGCCACAUGGCUGGGCCAGAAUGCCUACACCGGCAUUACGCGCCACCGCAGCGAGCCUGUAUUCGCCGUCUCCUCCGCCAACAUCUCCCUCUACGACCUCACCCGCCCUUCAUCCACGCCAACGCAAACACUCGCCUGGCCCACCUCCAUCGACACCAUCACCGCCAUCUCUCUCAACCAAACCGAAACAUCUAUCCUCGCCUCGUGCGCCACCGACCGCUCUCUUGUCCUCUACGACCUCCGUACCGCCUCGCCCUUACAUCGUUCCAUACUCACGCUAGCCUCCAAUGCGAUAAGCUGGAACCCGAUGGAAGCCUUCAAUCUCGCCGUAGCAAACGAAGACCACAACAUCUACCUCUUCGACAUGCGAAACCUCUCCCGCGCCCUCAACAUCCUCAAAGACCACGUCAGCGCAGUUAUGGACGUCGAGUUCUCCCCGACGGGCGAAGAACUAGUGAGCGCGAGCUACGACCGCAGCGUGCGCCUGUGGAAACGCAACGAAGGCCAUUCCCGAGAUAUAUACCACACGAAGCGCAUGCAGCGCGUCUUCUCCGUCCGGUGGACACCAGACAACGCUUACAUCCUGAGUGGUUCCGACGACGGCAACAUCCGGCUCUGGCGCAGUAACGCUUCCGAGAGGGCAGGGGUGAAGACGGCGCGGCAAAGGCAGAAGCUGGAGUAUGAUGAGGCGUUGAAGAAGCGGUAUGCGCAUAUGCCGGAGAUCAAGAGGAUUGGGAGGCACAGGCAUGUUCCUCAGCAGGUGAAGAAGGCCGGGGAGAUCAAGGGAGAGGAGGUGAAGGGGAUGAAGAGGCGGGAGGAGAAUGAGAGGAGGCAUGGGAAGAAAGGGGUGAAGAGGAGGAGUGAGCGGGAGAAGAUGGUUCUGGCGACGGAGAAGUAG
Messenger RNA from Baudoinia panamericana UAMH 10762, 1338 nucleotides. RefSeq lists its product as uncharacterized. Gene Ontology annotation, cellular component: small-subunit processome; nucleolus. Gene Ontology annotation, biological process: maturation of SSU-rRNA from tricistronic rRNA transcript (SSU-rRNA, 5.8S rRNA, LSU-rRNA). The record is from RefSeq and is a predicted model, not a curated record. Gene Ontology annotation, molecular function: protein binding. The transcript is spliced from 2 exons. Lineage: Eukaryota; Fungi; Ascomycota; Dothideomycetes; Mycosphaerellales; Teratosphaeriaceae. The coding region runs from base 1 to 1338 and encodes 445 amino acids.